Molecule: messenger RNA, 2357 nt
Organism: Trematomus bernacchii (emerald rockcod)
Lineage: Eukaryota; Metazoa; Chordata; Actinopteri; Perciformes; Nototheniidae
Gene: chrne
Product: cholinergic receptor, nicotinic, epsilon
Exons: 12
Coding region: 114-1682 (522 amino acids)
Biological process (GO): monoatomic ion transmembrane transport; nervous system process; chemical synaptic transmission
Cellular component (GO): neuron projection; synapse; postsynaptic membrane
Molecular function (GO): transmembrane signaling receptor activity; acetylcholine-gated monoatomic cation-selective channel activity
Source: RefSeq, a predicted model, not a curated record
GACAGUCAGGGCGUUUGGAGGGGGAUUUAGGUCUCUUCCUCUCCGUCUUUUCUCUCGCUCAAACUUAAUAUUUAGAUACAGUCCGGUGCGGUGCAGCGGAGCGGUCUGGGAACAUGAUGGCGGGGUGCAGGUUUUGGAUAUUUGUUGGCGUUGUUGUAACUAUCCUCGAGACUCUAAUGGUUCAGGUGCACUGUAAUGAGGAGGUGGAGCUGAUCGGUGACUUGUUCAAAGACUACAACAAGAACAUUCGCCCGGUGAAGCAUCCUGAUGAUAAGCUGAACGUCGAUCUUAAGCUGACCCUCACCAACCUCAUCUCCCUGAAUGAAAAGGAGGAGACUCUAACGACCAAUGUGUGGAUUCAGAUUCAAUGGAUAGAUUAUCGCCUUAUGUGGAACACAUCUGACUAUUACGGCAUCGACACUAUUCGUGUCCCAUGCAACAGUGUUUGGCUUCCUGACAUUGUCCUUGAGAACAACAUUGAUGGAAAGUUUGGCGUGGCGUACUACGCCAACGUGCUGCUCGGCGCCAGUGGUACUAUUUUCUGGCUGCCGCCCGCCAUCUAUCGCAGCACGUGCUCCAUCGAGAUCACCUACUUCCCAUUUGAUUAUCAAAACUGCACACUAGCAUUCAGAUCCCAGACAUACAGUGCCAAUGAAGUGGUCCUCCUCUUGGCUUUUGACGACGAAGGUGAAACCAUGAUUGAGUGGGUGGAUAUCGACCCCCAGGCUUUCACAGAGAACGGCGAGUGGGCCAUUGUCCAUCGUCCGGCCAGGAAAAUGAUCUACGAGCGCUACACCCCAGAUGACCUGGAGUAUCAGGAGAUCUUGUUCAAUAUUGUCAUCCAAAGGAAGCCCCUCUUCUAUGUCAUCAACAUCAUCCUGCCCUGCUCCCUCAUCUCCUCUCUGGUAGUGCUGGCCUACUUCCUACCUGCUCAAGCCGGUGGACAGAAGUUGACGGUUUCAAUCUCCGUCCUGCUCGCUCAGACUGUCUUCCUCAUCCUCAUCGCUCAGAAGAUCCCUGAGACCUCUCUCUCUGUGCCUCUCAUUGGCAAGUACCUGAUCUUUGUCAUGUCCGUCACUACGCUCAUCGCCACAAACCAGAUUGUGGUGCUGAACAUCUCGCUGCGCACCCCCAGCACUCACAACAUGCCCCGUUGGAUCAAAAUUCUAUUCCUGAAAUGGUUACCUCGUUUCCUGGGCAUGCCCCCGCUGGUGGACGACAGCGAGGAGGUCGUUGUGAACGGCGUGACGGAGCGGCGCCGCAGCUCCUUCGGCCUCAUGCAGAGAGCAGAGGAAUAUGUGAUGAAACAACCCCGGAGCGAGAUGAUGUUUGACAGACAGAGACAGAAGCAUGGGCUCUCACAAUCAGUUUUGGAUCAUUUGGAUAUCAGCAGCACAGCCAACCUGUACAAGAGCUUGGCGCAGACUGCACCCGAAAUCAAGCAAUGUGUCGACGCCUGCAACUUCAUAGCCGAGAGCACGAGGCAGCAAAAUAACAUCGGAUCUGAAAUAGAAAGCUGGGUGCUGAUUGGAAAGAUGAUCGACAAGGUUUGUUUCUGGGUCGCCAUCUCUCUUUUUAUCAUCGGCACGGUGGCCAUCUUCUUAUCAGGACACUUCAACCGUGCUCCUGAAUUUCCUUUUUCUGAUUCGAGCAGAACAUAUUUACCACCUUUAAAAAUGUAAACAAGAAAACGUUUUUGCUCUGAUGAAACCUUUCCAAGGUGCCUUAUGCUGUCAGUAAGGAUGAGGGAUGUUUCUUAUUGAGUCGCGGGCUCAGAUUCAGGGUUGAGUUAGUUAGAGCUUUAAUAACCGAAGACUUGACAACAGUCUCUGUGUUUAUGUUCUAGGAUUAGUCAGGCAGCGGAGCGAUUUUCAUUCAAACUUACAACUUAGCUGUUCAUCUUAGCGUACGUUUGUUGGAUGUAUACAUUACAUUAGUGGAUCAGGUCUCAUUUAAAAGUUAUGUUUUAAAUCAUAAUUAUCAAGUAUUCCUAUGAUGUGGUUUGUUGUAUAAACAGUAUGAGUGUUUGGAGUAUUUGAAGGUUAAUCAUGAAGGUGAUUCACCGCCAUGCUGAGAAAUGUUAUUUAUCUUGAUGCAAAGGCAUUAUUGCAUUACAUGGAGCCAUACAGCUGUGUAGAACUAAGUUUUAAAAUAGCAAUAAACAAGGUUUCUUAGCUGAUUUUAUGUGAAACAUGUGUCCAUCUCUAAAGGGCGUUAUAAUAGUCAUCCAUGUAUUACAUAAUCUGAUAAAGUCUGUAUAAGUUUCCCUGCGUGUAGUCUUACUUACUUGGAAAACCUGCACAUGUAACUGGGACAUUGUCUUGAUUUUGUGCCAUGUUUUUAAAAUAAAUUCAUUA